UGGACCGCGCACACGCAGCCCGCGCCGCCCUCGUCCUUCGUGCCGAAAUUGGUCUUUUGCGCCGCGGCGAUGCGUUCCUGGUUGAGCUCCUCUUGGGUCAUUUUCGAUUCUCUUUCUUUGCGCGCUGCCUUCUCUUGGGGCGUCUCGAGCUUGGCCUGCGCGCGUCGUUGCGUCGAUGGCGUGCAGGUGACAAAUGCAGUCAAGGCAAAGUUGAUUUGUGCACUGAGCUCACUGGUUGGAGCGAGCGGUCAUAGCCGUACAUUUUUAUCAAUCGAACGGUGCCCGAGAAUCGAUUCUUGCGCGAAUCCGCGCUCCGCGGGCGCCGCUCUGCAAAUCGGGUUCAGCAGUGCAUGUCGCAUCGACAGCUAGCUAGGCUCGUCGCCGUUCAUGCCAUCGAUAGAACUUACCAGAAGGUCGCAAGAAAUCAUUGUUCCGGCCUUAAAUUGAAUCUGUGCAAAACUAGUACGGCAGAGAGCUCUGAGAGCCAGUGAGCUUGAGAGAGCCAUGAGUUACAAGGACCGCGAGGCGGCCGGCGACCGGGCGGUCGCCGCUGCAUCGGGCGCGAGCGCCCACGCGGCGGUUUCGUGCCGCAUGGCCGCGACGACCAUCGCUGCCAUCGCGACGGCCGUCGACGCGCUGGACACCGUCGACGCCGACGAGCCGCGCGCGCGAGCGACGCCACCGCCCGUCCUGGCAACGCAAGGCACGGACGACGCCUGGGCCGACUGGCGAGGUUGCGUGUGCGGCGGCGGCGCCUACGGCGAGAUGGUCGCCUGCGACGGCGGCUGCGACAACUGGUUCCACUUCGCGUGCGUGGGCCUCGCGAGCGCGCCGCGCGGCGAGUACAUCUGCGACGCGUGCGGCGCGGGCUUUGGGUUCCGGCGCGCCUACGACGACGAGGAUGACAGUGACGCGCGCGCGAUCGCGUGCCUGCAAGAAAACCCCAAGAAGCCGGGGACGGCCUGCAACCUGCGCUACGAAGCUUAUAAAUCCGCCACGACCGUCGCCGAAUUUUUAGAGAAGGGCGGGACGCCCGCCGACUUGACGCAUGAUGUGGGCAAGGGCUUCGUCUGGUACCUCGACGCGGACAACUCCCAGGAGGACGGUCGACGACCGCGCGGAACCAAAACGUGCGCGUCCUUCAAUGUGGACGCUUCGCGCCGACCCGAAAAUUUAUGGCCUAGCGUAUCGACAUACUAGCAUCGACCCGCAGGCUUAGGAGAAGGUGCUCUCCGCAGCGAGGCGCAAGAGAAGGAGGCUGGGGCUGCCUCGGGGCCACCGCGAACCGCCGGAAACAUGAUGUUGCGCCGGAAGGGCACGGCCGCGGCGCCGAAACACGCACCCGAAAAAGUGACCCAACAUGCGACGCGCGGCGCAACCAAGCGCGCCGCCUCGGAAAAGCCGAAGCCGCGGAAGCGCGCGAAGGCCGAGGCGGCCUUCGGCAACGAGCAGGCGCCGCUGCUGGGCCUCGACGUCUACCAUAGAGACGAGGCCGACCUCCGCGAUAAAGCGCUCGGCAGCCCGAUCUGCAUCGUGAGAGGGUUACUGUCUCCUACAACAGAUGACGAGGACCCCUUCGCCCUACCUUUACUCAGGAGGGACCACGGCGCCACGAAGGUCAAGAUGGUCCUGCAACGGCCCAUGUCCAAGCCCGGCUGGAAGCUCCCGCCCCAGACGUCUGCUCUGAGAACAUUAGGACCGUACAUCGACGCCAUGCGGAGAGACCUCGAAGAGAACACGUCGCCGGACACGUCCAAACCCUUAGAAUUCGCUGCGAACGUGGACACGUCUUCCGAGGACAUGGCGCCGCAACUAGACGCUCUAAAAACACUACUACCGGCGUGGCUGCUCUGGCAGUCCGACGAGGACGCGUUGCGCUUCGUGCGGCAGGGCGUGCCGGGCAUGACCGCGCCCCAGUUGUAUCUCAAAAGAAAAGGUGUGUGGACCGGGGGCCACGAGGAGAACCUGCGGUUCUCGUCCGUGAACUGCUGCCACGGGCCUGGUAGUAGUAGGUGGUUCGCUGUUGAUCCACAACAUGCAUCAAAAGUCCGUUCUCUGGUGAAGGAGAAGUGUCAGGUCGACAUCUACGUCGACGAGGGCAACUGGUGGCCCGAUCCUUCUUGGUUGCGGAGUUAUGGUAUUCCCGUGCGCGAGGGUCUGCAGCAGGCGGGCGACGUCAUUGUCUUGAGAGGUGGGACCUUGCAUUGGGUCGUGUGUGAUGACUUGCCCUCGGUGCAUAGUUCGUGGAACUUCGGGGUCCAAUGCGCGGAGACCUUCGAGGCGGCGCUUGAGAGAGCUGCGUUGAACGAUGUCAUAAGGUACCCGAACAUCAUCGCCGUGAGGUCGUUGUUGCUGGAUCUGGCGGCGCAUCUAGUUUCGCAGGAAGAUACUGAUGCAAAACUAUUAGCCGUGUGUUCCCAGAGUGCCGCGGUCGUCGCGAGAGCAGCUAGAAGAGACGAGGCCGCCAUCAAACAAGCGAGACUCGGCGUCGAGGGCGAGCCCGACGGCGCGCUCGUCAUCCGCUGCGACGCGUGCGGCGCGGACCUGCCGGUUUUCUAUUCAAGGUGCGACUCGUGCUUCGGUUGUCAAAACGGCACGCCCUUCAUGUGCGUCUCGUGUGGCUUGCGGCAUAGAAGGCGCCAUAGAGAUAUAUCAGCGGUGGCGAAGCAGUCUAUUAGUGAGGUCGAGGCGCUUGCCACAAAAUGCGCGUCGUUGUGCGGCGCGCCUCCUCCGGACUUCACGGCGCCCGAGGUCGGGAAGAAGCGCGGCGCCAUGAAGGCCUGCCCGCAGUGUGCCAAGCUCAUCCCGAACCGCUGCGAGACGUGCCCGGCCUGCGGCGGCUGCGCCGUGCGGAAGCGCUCCUCCAAAAAAAAGAAGGACGGCGUGCCGCCGGCGUGGACGGACGCCGCGGCGGAGCUCGCCGUCGCCGCAACACGCGACCCGCAGAAGGUGGUCUUCGGGCCCCAGCGCGGCCCGCGCGACGUCUCCGCCGCGCCGGGGUUGAGCCCCGCGGCCUUUGAGUCCCAGACGCCGUCGCGGGCGCCGUCCGCCGGGAGCUGGGCGGACCUGGGGGCGCCGCCGCCGGGCCGCGAGAGCAGUGGAAGUUGGGGCGACCUCGGGGUCUUGGCGGAGCCCGCAGCGCUCUCUACCGUUGUACCGGCGGCGGCGCUGCCCGUGGAAGCCGCGCUGCCGCCGGCGUACCUCGACCUCGCGGGCGUGCCGGCCAUCGUCUCGCCGCCCAACAUGCGGCGCGUCGCCUCGGAGCCGUACGAGCCGCUCCUGUUGGACGCGGACGUCCUGCGCACGGCCGGGCCCAUCCACCCGCUCGUGAUCGACGACGUCCUGCCCGUGGCCCUCGUCCAGACGACGCCCUGAGCUGUUUCCCUUCCCCGAUCGUUCCUGUAAAAGCAAGUGAAGUCCUGAA
Molecule: messenger RNA, 3424 nt
Organism: Pelagomonas calceolata
Lineage: Eukaryota; Pelagophyceae; Pelagomonadales; Pelagomonadaceae
Source: the annotation of a GenBank genome assembly